Messenger RNA from Daphnia pulex (common water flea), 922 nucleotides. RefSeq lists its product as uncharacterized. Lineage: Eukaryota; Metazoa; Arthropoda; Branchiopoda; Diplostraca; Daphniidae. The record is from RefSeq and is a predicted model, not a curated record. The transcript has 4 exons. The coding region runs from base 294 to 794 and encodes 166 amino acids.
CUCCUUCCUUUCUCUCCUCUUCUUCAUUCUCUAUAGUUAAAAUGUUUAAAAAUAAAUGACUACAUUGCUAUAUAAAUAAAAAUAAAUUUAAAAAUGUACCUUUGUAUGUAUGGCCCCCGGAAUCCGGGGGGCCAAUAAGCCCAACCUAAGAUUUCCAUGACCAUAGUUUCGAUCAUCAGCUCGAGCAAUUAAAAGGUUUUGUUGGAACAAACAAAGUUAUUGGGAUCAACAAUCCUGGUUGGAACCUACCAGUUGAGUCGACUACCAAAUCUAGAUCCCAAGUUCAACAUGACAUGAGAUCAUGUAAAGUUAUCUCGUACUCAGAGGACAGAGAUCUGGUGGUGAUAGUACGAGAUGCCAUGGUGCCUCCUAUCAGUGUCCAAAAGGCAGUAGCCAAAAAAUCAGCUCCAAAAUCAUCUGCAACUCAGAAACAUGGCACUGGCCAUAAAUCUACCUCUCCACCACGUAACUUGUCAGUUGAAAAGUCAUCAACAGUUAUUAGGAAGACCAUGGACAUCUUAUACGAAGACAUGGAGAGGUUAGAUUUCCAGUUGAUCACUGGGGGAAAUGAAGACAAGUCCAAUGAAUCUGCUGACAGCAGCCUUCAUCAUGAAGAUGAUCAGCAAGGAAUUUUUUCUUCAGAAUCAGAGGACGAAGACGAAGAUGUGAUUCCUCCUACUCCGCCUCCAGCGAAGAGAAAACGUAGAAAUCAGUCUCUCAAAUCAUUGAGCAGCACCAAAUCUAAGGGUUUUUUUAUGGUAAAACACGUAAUAGUACCUUACAGUCAAUAUUGAUUUUUAUUUUAUAGAGAUUGUAAAUUUUUAUUUUAAAUGUAAAAAUGUAUGUGUGUUGUAUUUUAAUCGAUGUCUUAGGCUUACUUGUAACAUGGAAAAGAAUGAUUAAACCAAUGGUUUAAUUUAAU